This is a messenger RNA of Vicia faba (fava bean), 810 nucleotides long. NCBI's taxonomy places the organism in Eukaryota, Viridiplantae, Streptophyta, Magnoliopsida, Fabales, Fabaceae. The record is from the annotation of a GenBank genome assembly.
AUGUCGAGUGGUUUUGGAGAAUCAACGAAUUCAGCAUCAUGUUCUUUAGAGAAGAGUUCCAACAAGGAUGCUGUUGAUUUUGAUUGCAACGUUUGUUUUGAUUUGGUUCGGGAUCCAGUGGUCACACCUUGUGGCCACUUAUUCUGUUGGCCGUGUCUUUACAGGUGGUUACAUCAUCGUUCUCGUUCCCGAGGAUGUCCUGUUUGCAAAGCCGUUGUCGAGGAAGAGAAAUUGGUUCCUAUUUAUGGUAAAGGAAAAUCGGUAACUGAUCCAAGAAUGAAAUCAUAUUUUGGGAUGGAGAUUCCUUGUCGUCCUUCGGCACAGAGGCCACCAACGGUUGAUGAUGAUGAUUACGAUGAUGAUGAUUACGAUGAUGAUGAUGAUUACCAUGAUAAUAAUGAUGAUGAUGAUGAGGAGGAGGAGGAAGAGGAACUUGUUGAGGGAGAGGGAGAGGAGGGAGAAGCGGAACUUGUUGAGGAAGAACGAGAGGAAGAGGAACUCGCUGAGGAAGAGGAAGAAGAACUUGAGGAUCCAGACUAUGUGGCUCCUCCUCCUGAGAAUCAUUCGUUGAUUCAUAUGUUGCUUGUGCGCUUCAAAGAGGAUUGUGAGUCUACACGGAAGUGUCUCCAGGAGUGUCGUGCGGCAGCAGAGCAGCAGUUGAAGGAGUGUCGUGCCAAGGCAGAGCAGCGUAUCGAGGAGUGUUGUGCGGAGUAUCUUGCAGAGGCAGAGCAGCGGAUCAAUGACUGUUGGGCUGAGGCAGAGCAGCGGAUCAAGGAGUAUCGUGCAGAGCACGCUACUGAUGCAGAGUAG